AUGGCGGCGCACAUUGCGCUCCCAAGCCGUAACAAGCGACCCAUUGCCCAAACAGCGAGCGCCUUCAUAGAAGCCCUCUCCGCAGAGAUAGACAAGCAACACAAGGCCCCACCAGGCUGCGCCCACGCCGACUUCAUCGACUCAGCCCGCUCCACGACCCGCAACAUCAUCGCCCGCUGGAACUACAAAGCCCGCAAGUCCCCCAACAUCGCCGCCGUCCGCCUGGUCUGGUACCGAGGCCUCGACCCCUCGCACAACCUAAACCCGCGCUCGCUGCAGAAUAUGUUCAACCGCGCGGUCAUUAACGCGGCAGCGCGCCACUACAUCCUAGACCUAAACCCGCACACUCCCACGCCCCUCCACGCCGCCUUUGGCGCGGCAAUGAGGGAGGCGGAGGAGGAGCCGGCGAGCUUCGCGGCGCGGGACCGGUAUGUGAAUCUGUGGAAUAAUGAGAAGGCGGGGGAGUUCUGGCUACUUAAUGCCGCGGAGGAGGGGGUGUGGUAUGAGUUUCUGGAGAGCGUGUGGGGCCGCAAACAUGCGGACGGCGGAGAGGAGUUUCCUUAUGAGAGGAGCAAGGAGGUGUGCGGCGUGAGGAUGUCGUCGCGGUUAGUCAAUGGGUUGGAUGCGGAGAGGGGGGAGCUGAGGGCGUGGUUUAGGGUGGCGGUUGAGCAGGUCUUGGAGGAUGGGGAUGUUGCUUUCUAG
Messenger RNA from Mytilinidion resinicola, 702 nucleotides. RefSeq lists its product as uncharacterized. Lineage: Eukaryota; Fungi; Ascomycota; Dothideomycetes; Mytilinidiales; Mytilinidiaceae. The transcript has 2 exons. The record is from RefSeq and is a predicted model, not a curated record. The coding region runs from base 1 to 702 and encodes 233 amino acids.